UGUAAUUGUGGAUCUUUGACUGAGCAAUAGAGAGAGAGAGAAAUGCAAAAUAGCAAAUAGUUGGGAAAGAAACGAGAGACAGAGGAUAAUAAUCACAUCUUCUUCUUCUUCUUCUUCUUCGUCUUGGACAAUUUUCCAAAACUAUUGUCACAUAUCAUCUCUCAAGCUCUCUCAACAACAAUGGCGACGGAGCUCAACCCUAAGAAUUUCCCUGUUCUCUCUUACGUCUUGGAUCGUCUCCCUUCCUUCUCCGCCAAAUCCUCUUCCGAUGUCGACCGAUCAUCUUCUUCCUCCAAGUCCGAUCCCUCUUCUUCUUCAUCUUCGUCGAGCCACUCCAUCGAGAUCGUGACUCAGAUGCCUCACUUGGCUCAUCCCGAUGUUCUUGCCUCCAUGACUAACGCUAUAGCCGACGUCGCUCAGACCCGAUCCGUUCUCCGAACCCUAGGACCUAGACCCGAUCACGAAACCGUCGACAAAGCUCGUGCCAGGCUCGUCGAGAUCGACGCCUCUUUAUCUGAAUCCUUCGAGGAGAUCGCUCUCUCUCCGAACGAUAUUGACGUGGCGGAGAAGGAACAGAAGAGGAGGGAAGCUGUUGAACAAGAGAAGACUUGGUAUAACUCCAUCUUAAAGCUCAACGAGCUUCACCAAUCGUACGAGAAGCUUUUGAAAGAAGCAGAGGAGAGGCUCGUGAGGAUCUACGAGUCCGCCGAGAAGAAUGCUGCCGCGGUGGCUGAGGAGGAAGCUGCCGAGGUUGAAGUCAAUGAAGAGGUGGUGAGUAUAUUGCAGCAAGCUUCUGAGAAUCCAUUGGACCUUGUUGAUCUGUCUGGUCGGAAACUGAAAAUUCUCCCUGAAGCAUUUGGAAAGAUUCAAGGUCUCCUCGUUCUUAAUCUUUAUAACAAUCAGCUUGAGGCCAUUCCUGAUUCAAUAGCCGGGUUGCAAAACCUUCUUGAACUCGAUGUUUCCACGAACUUUCUGCAGAUAUUACCCGACUCGAUCGGUUUAUUGUCUAAACUGAAGAUUUUGAAUGUCUCUUGUAACAAACUCACAACAUUACCAGAUUCCAUAUGCCAUUGCGGAUCGUUGGUUGUCUUGGAUGCGAGCUACAACAAUCUUACCUACUUACCAACAAACAUUGGAUUUGAGCUAGUGAAACUAGAGAAGCUCCUGAUCCAUCUCAACAAAAUUAGAUCAUUACCAACUUCUGUUGGUGAAAUGAGAUCCUUACGCUACCUCGAUGCGCACUUUAAUGAGCUCAACGGUCUUCCAAAUUCUUUCGGGAUGCUGAUAAACCUUGAGUACCUUAACUUGAGCAGUAACUUCAGCGAUCUCCAAGAUCUCCCUGCUUCAUUCGGCGACCUCAUAAGCCUCCAAGAACUGGACUUGAGUAACAACCAGAUCCAUUCUCUUCCAGACGCUUUUGGCACGCUCGUGAACUUGACCAAACUGAACUUGGACCAGAACCCGCUUGUGAUCCCACCUCAGGAGGUCGUGACACAAGGUGUGGAUGCGGUUAAAAUGUAUAUGGGGAAGAGAUGGGUUAGUAUGUUGGAAGAGGAAGAGAAGAUGGCCAAUCUGAAGGAUGAGAUGGAUCAGACAAACACCGAUUGGCUCACUCGAACCACCUCGAAGCUCAAAACGUAUGUUACCGAGGUUUCGGAUUAUCUUGGCUCGAAUUCGCCUAAAGAUCCUUACCUUGACCAGCAGUUAUGAAUUUUGGCUUUGAGCUUCAUUAAAAAAUUUCUUGAUGAUGUCUGAAGAAAUAGUUUCCAAGAAGCUCCUCUUCAGUUUUGAAUUUUCUUUCCCCUGCUGCACUGUUUAGUAUAUAGAUCUUUACAUUUGUUUUCUGAUUUUAAUGUUAUCGUUAUAAUACUUCUCAUAACAUUUCAUUUAUUUGGUAACUAAAUUGGUAAAUUUUCCUUUUUUAA
Messenger RNA from Capsella rubella, 1925 nucleotides. Its product is annotated as plant intracellular Ras-group-related LRR protein 1. The record is from RefSeq and is a predicted model, not a curated record. The coding region runs from base 181 to 1710 and encodes 509 amino acids. The transcript is spliced from 3 exons. NCBI's taxonomy places the organism in Eukaryota, Viridiplantae, Streptophyta, Magnoliopsida, Brassicales, Brassicaceae. Gene Ontology annotation, molecular function: protein binding.